This is a messenger RNA of Trichobilharzia szidati, 1726 nucleotides long. NCBI's taxonomy places the organism in Eukaryota, Metazoa, Platyhelminthes, Trematoda, Strigeidida, Schistosomatidae. The record is from the annotation of a GenBank genome assembly.
ACACCAGUGAUUUUCUGCAAGGUUCAAUGCAAUGAAUGAAAGAAGAGCGCUUUUUUGACCUCUGUCGGUGUCUUCGUUAUUUGUGUGACAUAGUUUUUGUCAGGCCUCUGGAUUGCAUUAUGAUAUUAUGGAUGACAGUGGGAAUAAUCCACAAAGAAAACAGGGUACAAGGGUUUUUAAGAAAAGCAGUCCAAACGGAAAAAUUACAACAUACUUGUGUAAGAGAGACUUUAUAGACAGUCUAGCACACGUCGAUCCUAUUGAGGGUGUUGUCCUGGUUGACCCAGAAUAUGUCAAAGGACGGAAGGUCUAUACUCAUGUAUUAUCAGCAUUUCGUUAUGGUCGAGAGGAUCUUGAUGUUCUUGGGCUAACGUUUCGGAAAGACCUAUAUCUUUCUUCGGCUCAAGUUUACCCUCCAGUUUAUGCCUCUGAAAAUGGUGAAUCUGGAAAAGUUCUUUUAAAUCCUGCAAGUACAACCGCAUGUGGAGCUCCACGGUCUUCUUCAAACAAUAAUUCUGAUUUGGAAGGUGGUGAAGAGUCAGGUGGUGCCUCACAAUCUGGUACUCUUCCAUUAACCAGACUACAGGAACGUUUAAUCAAAAAGUUAGGUUCCAACGCAUUUCCAUUCUAUUUUAAACUUCCUCCAGAUGCACCGGCUUCAGUAACACUUCAACCAGGACCAAAUGAAAAUGGCAAGCCAUGUGGGGUAGAUUAUGAACUACGGACAUAUGUAGCUGACAAUUCUGAUGAAAAAUUACAAAAACGGAAUGCUGUUCGACUAGCUAUUCGUAAAUUGACUUAUGCCCCCGAAGAACCUGCUCCACAACCAUCUGCAGUUGUUUUAAAAGAAUUUAUCAUGAGUCCUGGCACUCUACGAUUGGAGGUUUCUUUAAAUAAAGAAAAAUAUUAUCAUGGAGAGUCGAUUGAAAUCAACGUGUUGGUAGAUAAUAAUUCAAAUAAAACUGUUAAAAAGAUUAAACUUUCAGUUCGUCAGUAUACUCAAUUAUGCUUGCAUAAUAAUAAUCGUUAUAGUUGUGUUGUCGAUGAAUUGGAAACUGAUGAAUCCUUUCCAAUUCUACCAAGUCAAACUGGUUGGUGUAAAGUGUAUAAACUGCGUCCAUUAUUAGCUAAUAAUCGGCAUAAACGUGGUUUAGCACUGGAUGGUAAAUUAAAGCAUGAAGAUACUAAUUUAGCUUCAUCAACAAUUUUAUGCAAUCCAAAUCAUAAAGAAAAUCUUGGCAUGACUGUUCAAUAUCGUGUAAAAGUUCGACUGGUUCUGGGAUUUGUUUCAAGUGAUGUCAGCGUUGAACUACCGUUUACACUUACUCAUCCAAAACCUGAUCCAGAAACUGAUGGAGGUCUGUCUAAGAUUGCUGAUGUUGAUGAAGAUGCAGCGCAUACUUCACCAUCAUUAUCAUCUGAAUCAAAUAAUCCAUUAAAGUGUGGGACAAAUGAAAUGAAGGCAUCUCAUCAACAGUCAAGUAAACAAGCUUCAUCUAGUCAAAAUGUAAAUAUUAUUGAUGAUUUAAUUAAAUUAGACGAUGGAACAAAUGAUAAAUCAAGUUAUCAGACAAAUGGAAAAGGUCAUACAAUCGGUGAUGACGAUGAUGAUGAUUUAAUCUUUGAAGAUUUUGCACGUUUACGUCUGAAAACCUACGAAGCAGAUAAACCAAGUGACCAAGUGGAUCCAUCAACUGGGGGAGUAACUAUGACUUCCGAUUCAUAA